AUGAGUGCACAAGCAUCGGCAACUACUGACCCUUCAACGCGCGUCGAAUGGAUGUGGCAAUCGAACCCAAAACCAUGGUCGACGACCGAGAAACCAGAAUGGAGUCAUUAUUCAGAUGUCGAAGAUCUCAUUAUUGAAGAAGCAUUUUUGAAUAAUCAAACUCAUGCCAUUCUGGAUGGACAUUGUAUUGAUGUUAAGCAUCUUGUCCAAAUUUCCGACAAUGACAAGAACAAACAAAGGCCUGUCAAACGACUCGUGUGCAAAAAAGAAGAGACACGAUUACGACAGGAUCGUUUCUUGCCCGAUCCUAUAGCUCCAAAACGACCUUUCGGGGGCCAGUACGGGUGGGUUUCACCCUUCAUAUUAGAGGUGAGAAAGAGCUUGAACCUUGGCGAGAAACAAUUACCUUCCAAAGACGAAACCAUCGUGCCGAUGAUUGUUGAAAAGGCUGCUCUCGGUAUCAUUGAAGAAGGCAAGUUAAUUGGAAGGCGAAUAGCAGCAGAAAGGAUGGCCAAAGAAUUGAUGAUCCAGCAAAAAAAUGGAAUCAAGGAAAUCUGGAAGUGCUGUGCUCGUUUAUACACAAUGGAAGAAUUUUUAUACAAAAAAUUAAAUGAAGCUAUGAGAUUGAUAGGUAGUGAAGAACAAGAGCAAGUCUGGCGGAGUAAAAUCCGAACAUUGGGACCCUUUUGUUUACUCCUGUGGGAUAAUCCAUUUAACAAUAAACUGAACAAGAAUAUGGAGCUUUAUCGAGGGGCAGCACUAACAGAGAACCAAAUUGCCACCUAUCAAGACUUGACUGCGCAUCCUGAUGAAUAUCGCUCAUUCCAAGCGUUUACAUCUUGCAGUCGAAAUCGUGAAUUAGCAGAAAUAAGAGGGAACGUUUUGUUCAUCAUUAAAGUAGAGUACGCUUUUACCGUCGACCUUAGUGGACUAUCGGUAAUCCGUGACGAAGAAGAAGAGCUUAUAACUCCAGGUGUAUGUUUCAGUGUGCAGAAAAUGGAGUUUGACAAUGCUAAAAAGAAACACAUGAUUUAUUUGCAGCUAAGACAGCGCUUUUCCGGUAAAUAUGAUUGCGUCUUCUACAAUCCUUCUGACAUGAUAAACAUAUCCUAAAAAGCACUCGAUCAGACUAGUUUCGUGAUAAACUUAUCUUGAUCACUAAAAGGUGUUUUUGGAACGGUAUUGUUCGUAUUAUAGAGUGUGUAGAUGAGUGUGAAUGAAGCGAAAACUCACCUUCACAUCGAUGACAACUUACACCUGUAAACUCCAACAAGAAUUCUGUAACAUUUUCUUUUUUUCACAUAUCUAUGAGUUCUUUGGUAUCAUCGCAAUCUUUUGAUAUAAUAAUUUUCAAUGCAAAAGAAACAAUUUCAAAAUCUUUUUUAUUGAAGCCGAUAAGGAGUUUUCUUUAGCUAUAUUCUUCAGAGAUUUGUUUGAUUGAAAUUUUCUGAAUAAUAAUUUAGUUGUCCACUUUUCCAAAACAGUUUCAAACAAUGGCCAAUGUAGAUCUUAAUUGUAACAUUGUAGAAGGUCUUGGUAUAGUGCUGAUUAGUUGAUACGCAGUUGAAUCAUGAAACGGACUUCUUGUCUUCCGGGGCCUUUUAUGAUACACGACAUAUAGUAGUUGGUUAGAAUGAUUUCUGAUGUAAAAAAAAUGAACUAGAUAAAAAUGCCCAUGUAGCCACCUAAAUAAGAAGCAUUUCUUCAGGAAUUGGAAGACGUAAUUUGAACAAGCACAGGGAUAUCCUCGAAAAUCGCGUUUAUGUAGGUUUUCUCCUACUUUUUUAAAUAAAUAUUCAGCAGAGUAAUGAUAAGAUAAAAAUUGACCGGUUGAGAGAAAAACAAAAGCUGAUUACAUUACGUAUUCAUUCAUGUUCAUCAAAAACAAAUCAUUUUUUUCACUUAAACACGCCG
Molecule: messenger RNA, 1914 nt
Organism: Rotaria sp. Silwood1
Lineage: Eukaryota; Metazoa; Rotifera; Eurotatoria; Philodinida; Philodinidae
Source: the annotation of a GenBank genome assembly